CUUUUUUAUAUACAGUUUAAUGAAUAACAAGUUUUUAAAGGAUAUAAACUGAUUGAUUGAGUCAUCGAUUGAGUUGUUUGUCUUAAACAAUGUAAACAACUGAUGAUAUCAUAGUUUUUUUGGACACAAGAAGUACAAGUAAUCCAUAAUAUGAAUGAAUCAAAUCUAGAAAAAGAAAUGUCAAAAGUGGACAACACUUUAGGCGAAGAGUUGGUCAAAGAAGUGCUUCAGUCGGGCGUCGAUUUGCGCUCUUAUAGUAAGGAAGUGGAGAAGUCAUUGGUGGACAUCGAGAACGCAUCGGUCAACGACUACAUCAAACAGUCGGAAGCCAUCACUUCAUUGCAUCAACAGAUUGUCUCUUCGGACCAAAUUCUUGAACGAUUGGAGGGAAUGUUGUGUGCAUUUCAGGCAGAUUUGGGUAAUAUAUGUCAAGAAAUACUAUCACUGCAAGAGUUGUCCGUAUCUUUGAAUCAACGGCUGAAGAAUAAGCAAACAAUUCGUUCAAAUUUAAGUCAAUUUGUUGACGAUAUGAUUGUCUCGGAGGCCGUUAUAUCACACAUAUUGGAUACUCCGGUGUCGGAGAAAGAGUUUUUGGAACAGCUCUAUGUAUUGGACCAUAAAAUAUGUUUCGUUAAGGAACAGUCAUUCCGUGAGGCCAAGAGUUGUACCGAUGUUCUCCAGAUUCUUAACAAUUUGAAGAUCAAAGCCAUCACUAAAAUCCGUGAAUAUUGUCUGAAGAAAAUACAUUCGUGUCGUAAAGCAAUGACUAACUAUCAGAUACCGCAAAACGCUUUACUCAAGAAUAAGUUUUUCUAUCAGUUUCUGAUGACUCACGAUCGGGAAGUGGCCCGAGAAAUACAGACCGAAUACAUGGACACAAUGAGCAAAGUCUACUUCUCUUACUUUAAAGAGUAUUUGCAUCGACUAACGAAACUUCAUUUUGAAGAGAUGCCCGACAAGGAUGACCUCAUGGGUUGUGAGGACACGGGCGCCAAAUCUCGGUCAUCAAUAUUCACUCACAAACAUUCACUAAAAAAUCGGUCGACUGUUUUCUCAAUAGGCGAUCGCGAGAAUCUAUUGACUAUGGAAUUAGAGUCACCACUAAUUGUUCCACACGUGGCUGUCAAGAGUGAUAUUAGGUAUUCAGUAGAGUCAUUGUUUCGGUCGCAUCAGUUCGCACUCGUAGACAAUGCUUGUCGUGAAUAUCUAUUUAUAACUGAAGUUUUUAUGGCUAAUCAUAACACGGCUCAAGAAUUUUUUACCAUUGUUUUGGGCAAAACAUUUUCAUUGAUGAUCAAACACAUUGAAGACCAGUUCCAGAACAGCUACGACACAAUUGCACUGUUUGUUUGUCUUCAUAUUAUUUAUAGAUAUCGUCUGUUAGCACAUAAAAGAGCUGUUCCGACACUUGAUUUUUAUUGGGAAACAAUUGUGAAGAUUAUUUGGCCGCGAUUUGAUUACGUGUUUCAGUUGCACAUCCAAAGUAUAAGACAAUGCGAUACAAGCAAACUAACCAAUUUUGAUACCCGUCCUCAUUAUAUUACCAGAAGAUAUGCAGAAUUUUCGGCAUCAAUUAUGAUCAUUAACGACACAUUUCCCGAUGAAAGGGUCUCUAUUUUGUUAGGUUCUCUUCAGAAUGAAGUAGAGAAUCUGAUACUUAAGAUGGCGUCUCUAUUUCAUAAUCCCAAAGAGCAGCUGAUAUUUAUUAUUAAUAACUACGAUAUGAUAUUAGAAAUACUUAUUCAACGCAAGAAAGAAGACUCGAAAGAGUCGGAAAAUAUCAAACAACAGCUGACGAAACGCAUCCAAGAUUUUGUUGAAGAACUUUUGUGUCCACAUUUCGGUGCAAUGAUUGCGUUUGUAAAGGACUGCGAGUCUUAUAUCGACAAAAACGAUUUGGACGCUCUUAAGCGUCAAGAAUCAAAUGUUACCGAUUUGAUUAAGUCAUUCAACAGCGGAUGGCGUAAAGCAUUAGAAGAGAUCUCCAGAGAAGUGAUGAAUUGUUUCACAAAUUUUAAGAAUGGAAAUAACAUUCAACAGUCAGCGCUGACACAAAUCAUUCAAUAUUAUCAUCGAUUUAGUAAAAUAGUGUCUCAGAGUCCGUUCAAAAACAAUCCGACCCGAAGUGAACUCAUAAACAUUCAUCAGUUGAUGGUUGAGGUCAAGAAAUAUAAGACUAACUUUUAGCACAUUUUUAUUUUUAUUGAAUAUUAUAGUUAUAUUUGUAUAUAUAUUGUCAAAUUGUUAAUUUCUUUGUUGUAAAUUAUUUAUUUAAA
Molecule: messenger RNA, 2276 nt
Organism: Oppia nitens
Lineage: Eukaryota; Metazoa; Arthropoda; Arachnida; Sarcoptiformes; Oppiidae
Gene: Vps52
Product: vacuolar protein sorting-associated protein 52 homolog
Exons: 2
Coding region: 151-2187 (678 amino acids)
Biological process (GO): Golgi to vacuole transport; endocytic recycling; lysosomal transport
Cellular component (GO): GARP complex
Molecular function (GO): syntaxin binding
Source: RefSeq, a predicted model, not a curated record